Molecule: messenger RNA, 883 nt
Organism: Vigna radiata var. radiata (mung bean)
Lineage: Eukaryota; Viridiplantae; Streptophyta; Magnoliopsida; Fabales; Fabaceae
Product: ubiquitin-conjugating enzyme E2 35
Exons: 8
Coding region: 123-584 (153 amino acids)
Biological process (GO): DNA damage tolerance; protein K63-linked ubiquitination
Cellular component (GO): nucleus
Molecular function (GO): ubiquitin conjugating enzyme activity
Source: RefSeq, a predicted model, not a curated record
GAGAGAGAGAUAAUGUGUUUUCAUUGAGAAUUGUUCUGUUUUGUGUUAGUGAGAGAAAGUUGUCUCUGUUUCUCUCUCUUUGACUCAAAACCCUAUUGCGUGCUUUGCAAUCGACCCUGAUUAUGGCCAACAGUAACCUUCCUCGAAGAAUCAUCAAGGAAACGCAGCGUUUGCUCAGUGAGCCAGCGCCUGGAAUUAGUGCUUCCCCCUCCGAAGACAAUAUGCGAUAUUUCAAUGUCAUGAUCCUUGGCCCUACUCAGUCACCUUAUGAAGGUGGAGUUUUUAAACUAGAAUUAUUUUUGCCAGAAGAAUAUCCAAUGGCGGCUCCUAAGGUUAGGUUUCUGACAAAAAUAUAUCAUCCAAACAUUGAUAAGCUUGGCAGGAUAUGUCUUGACAUUCUGAAAGACAAAUGGAGUCCUGCCCUUCAGAUUCGCACUGUACUUUUGAGUAUUCAAGCUCUUCUAAGUGCACCAAACCCGGAUGACCCUCUUUCUGAGAACAUAGCAAAGCAUUGGAAAUCUAAUGAGGCUGAGGCUGUGGAAACAGCCAAGGAAUGGACUCGGUUAUAUGCCAUUGGCGCCUAAUGCUGGAUUGGAUGGGUUGGGAACUUUUGGCUUCAAAUAACAAUAGUAGAAGUGUAUGCUGUAUAACUGUCAAAUCUAAAUGCAAAUUUGGAGUUAUCUAUUAAACUAUUUUGAAGUUAAUAUUUCCCAUAGCUUCAGGUUACUUGUUUAUUACUUUCUUUCACCUGGAAGGCUUGUCUUGGAAUUUGUAUGAAAAUAUGUGAUAUUUUUAUCUGACAAAUUUAAACAUAACUUCGUCUCUCAACUAUUCCCGAGUAAUUUGGGAUCCUCAAACUUAAUAGUACAAAAUUUUCGAAUAA